Messenger RNA from Hypomesus transpacificus, 2499 nucleotides. RefSeq names its product SEC14-like lipid binding 8 (gene sec14l8). Lineage: Eukaryota; Metazoa; Chordata; Actinopteri; Osmeriformes; Osmeridae. The coding region runs from base 187 to 1419 and encodes 410 amino acids. The record is from RefSeq and is a predicted model, not a curated record. Gene Ontology annotation, cellular component: cytoplasm. The transcript is spliced from 12 exons.
UUGCCUUUAAAUGAGUGUAUCUGCGGCUGUUGACAUUUUGUAUGCGUUGACAGCUGAUUAUAACAGCGCCCCCAACCAGAGAACGGGAGGAGCGUCACAGAGGUACAUAUUUUGCACAGUCCACCGACAGUAAGUGCGUGAUCAGGUGUUCAACUUCAAAUAAAAACGAUUCUUUGUACAGUCGGGAUGAGUGGAAGGGUUGGCGAUCUCAGUCCCAAGCAGGCUGAAGCUUUGGAACAGUUUCGAGAGAGGAUUCAAGACAUUCUUCCCCAGCUUCCUGCCCAGCAUGACCACUUCCUGCUCCGUUGGCUCAGAGCCAGGAACUUCAACAUCCAGAAGGCAGAGGCCAUGCUUCGGAAGCACGUGGACUUCAGGAAACACGUGGCGGCCGACACCAUCACCACAGAGUGGCAACCUCCAGAGGUGAUAGAGAAGUACCUGUCCGGUGGGAUGUGUGGGUAUGACCGCGAGGGGAGCCCCAUCUGGUACGACGUCAUCGGCCCCAUGGAUCCCAAGGGGCUCUUCCUGUCCGCCUCCAAACAGGACUUCAUCAAGUCCAAGAUCCGCGACUGCGAGAAGCUGCAGAAGGAGUGCGACCUGCAGUCCGAGAGGUUGGGGAGGAAUAUAGAGUCCAUCACUAUGAUCUAUGACGUUGAGGGACUUGGUCUGAAACACUUGUGGAAGCCUGCAAUUGAGACCUAUGGAGAGAUUCUGUCCAUGUUCGAGGCCAACUAUCCAGAGGGCCUCAAACGACUGUUUGUCAUCAAAGCCCCCAAACUGUUCCCGGUGGCCUACAACCUGGUCAAGCAUUUCCUGAGUGAGAUCACACGGAACAAGAUCGUCAUUCUAGGGGGAUCCUCAGCGAACUGGCAGGAGGUGCUGUUGAAGCACAUCGACGCUGAGGAGCUGCCCGCCGUGUACGGAGGCAAGCUGACAGACCCGGACGGAGACCCCAGCUGCCGCACCCUGUUGCACAUGGCAGGGACGGUGCCUACCUCGUUCUACGUGCGGGACUCUGUGAAGGUGGACUAUGAGCAGUGUCUGACCGUCAGCAGAGGGUCCACCGAGCAGAUGGAGUACGAGAUCCUGUUCCCUGGCUGUGUCCUCAGGUGGCAGUUUGCCAGCGAGGGGGCAGACAUUGGCUUUGGGGUCUUCAUGAAGGCUAAGAAGGGGGAAUGGCAGAAGGCGGGCCAGAUGCAGGAGGUCGUGCCCAGCCAGAGAUACAACGCUCACCUGGUCCCCGAGGACGGCUCCCUCACCUGCCCGCAGCCUGGAGUGUACGUGCUGAGGUUCGACAACACCUACAGCAUCUUCCAGACCAAGCGCGUAAGUUUCACCGUGGAGGUCCUGCUGCCUGUCCAAUCACAGUCCUCCAAGGACCAGGAUGGGCCGGACGAGGGGACCAGCAGACAAUUAUGAUGGACUUGACCGAGUGGCUAUUCCCCUCUGCUGGGUAGUUACCCCCACGCCACGGGGACCCCAUAAAGAUGACCUUGACCAUAACCUUGUCCAUGACCUUGACCUCAAGCACUUAACCGUACCAACCAGCCAUCUCCAAGGUAUUACACACCAUGGACCAAAAUGCUGCUUACGCCUACAACACAAUGGAGGCAUACCCAGAUCAUCUCAGGAGAGCUGGACUGAACGCACAGGAUAUACGGGCUUACUUGAACAUUGCUGUAUAAUGAUGUCUACAUUUGCGAGAAACACAGUAUUUUGCUGACAAGUAUCCAUGUAAACUGUAUGUCUGAUGAUAAGGUGGAGCUAUUUAGACAUAUUUGAUCGGGGCUGUGUGCGACGGCAGGAACUUGUUUUGUGCGUUUGUGUUUUAAGAUGUGUUUUAAGGCUGUUUCAAAAUCACUCCACCCACCAACCACUCACAAAAGGAAGGUCCUCAUUUUCCCUCUUUCCAUUUCUUUCUUGUAGAUAUCUGUCUCUUAUGCUUUUGGUCUUGUUUUUAAUCAUAAGGUAAUAUUUAAGUUGAAUCUAUUUUUUAUGUUUUUAUUUAAUUGACGAUUGAUUUUCUUCAGAAUUGACAAAGUGAUGUUUAUGUCAGUUUGAUCUUAUCUUGUCUGUUAAUGCACUAGAACAACAUUCCAUUUUCUAAACCGCAAUUGUUGUUAGAGACUUUGUCCUGGUAAAAGCUUGCCUUAAACAUUACCAAAUGAAAACAUGCAGCACUAGAUCAGUGUCUAAUCUACUGAUCACAUAGUGUCAGCAUUAAGACUUACUUUGCACUUCAUGAAUAUUAUGGAAUGUAGCUGCCUAUACGGUAUAGCCUUAAUUGCUAUAUAGUAUAAUAACCAGUAACAUAAAUGCAUAUUUUAUUUACCUCUUUAUAUCAUUGAUGGUGAUGAUGACCAAGAUCAUUAUGAUUUUAUUUGCUGAAAGCUGAUUUUGGUAUAUGCUUACACUAUUCAUAUUAAUACUUCUGCAAUAGUUGGUGUUUAAGUUGUUGAUAACUCAACAAAGAAAUAUAUUUAUGUCUUUACCUCUGGA